Phascolarctos cinereus (koala) is the source of this 3008-nucleotide messenger RNA. Its product is annotated as leucine-rich repeat-containing protein 14-like. Lineage: Eukaryota; Metazoa; Chordata; Mammalia; Diprotodontia; Phascolarctidae. Gene Ontology annotation, cellular component: cytoplasm. The record is from RefSeq and is a predicted model, not a curated record.
GAUCUAUUUUUCGCGGCGGAGGGAGGUAGUCGGUGUGUCAGGGACAGCAAGUGCAUCAACGGUGGAAGAUCACGGCGGCCACGACGACGGCGGCGAGGGCGACGGCCGCGCCCGUGCCCGGGGUUGUGGCGCGGCUUGGCCCCGGGGCUCCAGGGUGACCAGGUAAUUCCCCAUCUGUGUCUCCUGGGCAUCCAGUGUACAUUGCUUGCAGCGAUGCAUUCCCUCGUGUUCCUGUGUGCCCGUCAGGUGAUCCAGGAUCAGGUCUUUGCAUGCCAGGCCCUGGCAUUCCUGCCCCAGGAGCUAUAUGCAGUCCUGUUCAAGGCAGCCUUCUUAGACAGAAAAACAUUGGUGCUGCAGAAGCUGGUACAGAUGUGGCCUUUCCCUCUCCUUAGCUUCCAGCAGCUACUGCGUGAGCAUUCAGAUUGCCGCCGGAUUCCACUACAGGAAAGGCCAACAAAGGAGAGUGUACAGGCUGUGAUCUUGGGGCUCUCUGCACGACUAAGGGAGCCACCCCCUCGCAGGAAGCUGCAGUUGCAGUUGUUGGACAUGACAGGAAUUCUGGAUUCUGGCUAUGAGGAAGACCUCACAACCAUGACCAUGUGGUCCCGCACUGUGUCUGUGAUACAGACCUGCAUCAUGGGUCAGCUAAACAAAUCUUUAAGACAGAGACGUCGGCGGGCCAAGCGCAGAAAGGCAGUACCACCCAUCUAUACUCCUACCCCUAUAGAGGUUCGAGUAGAUCUCCGGGUAACCCACAGCUCCUAUGGGUUUCUAAAGGAUACAUUACAGACAAGUGCUUUUAGCCCUCUGCGCCUUUGCUGUCGAGAUUUCCGGGCUGAAGAACUCCCCCUGAAUAGCACUGUAGAUAUGUUGGAGUUACUGGAUCCCAUGCACUUGCGCCGAGUGGACCUGUGCUUCAAUAGCCUGGAGUUAUCUGGCCUUUGUGAACUCAUGGCUUCUAUUGUGAAGUUCACCAGCUUGCUGAGCCUAAAACUACAGUACAGCUACGUGGACCUAUGGCAGCUCUCAUCUGAGGCAGAAGACAGCUUCCGUAUAUUUCUCUCUGAGCUUACUAAGUUGAUCCGCCUCAGAGAGCUCAAUAUGGGUUCCUCUUGCCUUUCUGGUCGGCUGAAUCAGGUGCUUAGCACCCUACCGAAUCCCCUGGAAAGCCUGGAGGUGGCCUUCUGUUAUCUCCUCCCUACAGACUUGAGGUACUUGGCCCAGAGCCCGCAUGCCAGCCACCUUAAGAAGUUGGACCUCAGCGGCAACAACCUUUCAGGUGCCCUGCUGGGCCCUUUUCAGGCUGUGCUGAAGGCAGUCUCCACCACUUUGAAGCUCCUGAAUGUGACUGAGUGUGAGCUCAUGGACACCCAUCUUAUUUCCUCCUUACCAAGCCUGUGCCGCUGUGUCCAGCUCCGCUACCUUGGUCUCUAUGGCAAUCCCCUCUCUACCUCUGGACUCAAAACCCUGUUGCUUCGGUCAGAGGUACUGCCUGAGCUCCAGCUGGUGGUGUAUCCAUUUCCUGUGGACUGCUAUGAGAUUUUGCCCUGGCCACCUCCGGCUGCUAUCCUCCUGGAUGAGGAGAAGUUUGCCCAUGUUCAGGCUGAAUUACGCCAGAUGUUACUGUCAGCUGACCGAGCUAAUGUGCUGUGGACCACUGAUGUCUAUGGUCCUAAUAUGCCUGACUACUUUAGCUUAUAACUGGUGGGCUACCUGCCAGGGAUGGAGAGACCUCAUUGUCAUCCAUUCUUCCUGGACUCGAGAGGAGAUUGCCAGUAGUUCCUGUGUUGACUCUUAAUGGAGCAUACAAGGAGUCUUGAGGCCUUGUCUCCUGCUGCUUGUCAUCUUUAAAUACUAGGAAUUCUAGCUUGUCUAGCAGAGGCAUGUAGCUAACUUUAUAGUUUGGGGAUGGGAGGGAUUGGGGAGGGUAUGUCUGUAGGAGUAAUGUUUAUGAGAACCUAGGAGAGCUAGGUUACCUUCUAGUAUAUCAUAUAUCAAAAGUGGGUCAGAGGGACUUAUAGGGUCCUGUCAAUGAUACCAGAUAAACCAGGUCAGAUGUUCAGAAAAGGUUGUCCUUACAUGUGUCUGGUUUACUCUCUAUAUCAAUCCCAAGGGGGUGGAGACAGCCUUCAUGUCUCUCUACCUCAUAAAGCUUAUUCUUAUGUCCUCAGGACGUACUGGGCUGAUUUAGCCCAGAUGGGCACUUAAAGUCUUGUUAUAGUGCUCAGUUGAUGGUUGAGUAUACCAAGGAGACUCAUGAGUUUUCCCUGGCCAGUAUGAAAUGCUGGCGUUGGGGUUUGGUUUCAGAGUCCCUAAGGGACUAGCUCCAGCCAUCCAGUGAGCUCAAUAUGCCUACUUAGUUCUGACCCAUAGUGAUGUUUUUUGUGGACAAAUUACUAAUAUAAACAAGUAGCAUGAACUUGCUUAGCGUUGCCCAUUAAAUUCUGUGGUUGAACAUUUGGGUGUUGGGGAUAUUUGAACUGACCAAUCGACCAUGAGUGUAGACCCAGAGUAGACAUCUCUUUGUCUUCUUUGAUAAUAUGGUCUUUAGAUUGAGUGAGGUCCCCCUGGUUUUGUUGAUGUCUUCUUUUUGAUAUAUAUUUCCUAUUGUAUCUUCCAGGUGAUUGUGUAGGAGCUGGAAAGUUCUCCAAAUGGGCUCCCUGUUGUCUUUUCCCAGGUUAUUGUCUGAGUUCUUGUUCAUUUUAGGGGAGAAUGUCUUAAGUAGUGGCCCAUAUUUAAGGUUGGCUCCCCAAGGGGGGAACUUCGCAUAGUGCAGGAACUAGAUGUGAGUCCCCCUUCUUGGCUGACGUUAUCCUUAAAUGUGUGCCCCCUUUUCAUUUAAGAGGGGUUCUAUUCUACCAAGGUGGAAUAGGGGCCUACUAUAGUGAGAGUUAGGUUCUCUGGUUUCUUUGUAUUCUUCAUAUGACAUCCUUUGAUGCAUUACAUACCACAGCAUUAUACCUUUCCAAAUUACAAAGCUUAAUUCCAAUAAAAUCCAAACAAAUUUC